This is a messenger RNA of Aspergillus fijiensis CBS 313.89, 755 nucleotides long. RefSeq lists its product as uncharacterized. Lineage: Eukaryota; Fungi; Ascomycota; Eurotiomycetes; Eurotiales; Aspergillaceae. The transcript has a single exon. The coding region runs from base 154 to 627 and encodes 157 amino acids. The record is from RefSeq and is a predicted model, not a curated record.
CAUUCUAGAGGAGCGUGGUAGCAGCACCAGCACCAGCACGAACCUUUUUUGUCCCAACGACGAAAUUUUCAAACCUGUAAUAAUAUUUCUUUCUCGCCCCUUCCUCUACCUACAUCUACCCACCCAGUACAUAUUGAGAUUAGUCUUCCGGGUAUGAUGAUGGCCUUUUGCUUCCUGCUGAGGGCUAUGCGAGGCCCACUGGACUUGCAACUUCUUGCAUUGCAUCCCGGGAGAUCUCUGCUUUGUUUCGUGAUACCAGAUUGGCUUUGGGGAUGGGAUACUGGACUUUAUUGGGGAGUCAUAGAGUUAGUACUAGGUAAUCUCUCUGGGAGUUUCGUCGUGGAACGGAAACUUGAAGAAUGGGGAAAAUCAGGGAGGAGAGAUCCUGGGGGCGAUGGGACUCGACUCUACGUAGUCGACCUGGUUUUGUUUGUUCGGGGAGGGGGGCGGGGAUCCCCAUUGUCACAUCUGAAUGAUGCAAAUUCAUUAGCGCAGUUCUGGAGUCUCAGUUUCAGUUUUCUCUGUUGUGGAUACGGAUACCAAUUGAAGAUUGUUGUGCUGAAUGCUUUAGUGUUUGUGGUUGUAGAUGGAGAGGGUCCAUCCAGUCCUCGUCUUGGUUCUGUCUGAUUUGGAAGGAAGUUGUGAAUGUUGGAUAUUGAAUACCAUCAGCAAAACUAUGUGUACAAUUACAGAGAAUCAUUAGCACAAGAUGCCAGAUACUACUUCAUAACUACGCCCAGAUUUUGUAUCUGUGA